AUGACUACCGAACUCAACGAAUGCAGCAUCAAGGUGCUCUGUAGGUUCCGGCCCUUGAAUCAGUCGGAGAUCAUACGGGGAGAUAAAUUCAUCCCGGUUUUCCAGGGCGAUGACACCGUCAUCAUUGGGGGCAAGCCUUAUGUCUUUGACCGGGUCUUCCCACCCAACACUACACAGGAACAAGUGUAUCAUGCCUGUGCCAUGCAGAUUGUCAAAGAUGUGCUGGCUGGAUACAAUGGAACCAUCUUUGCCUAUGGGCAGACGUCUUCUGGAAAGACUCACACCAUGGAGGGCAAGCUGCAUGAUCCCCAGCUCAUGGGCAUCAUCCCACGCAUUGCCCAGGACAUCUUCAACCAUAUCUAUUCCAUGGAUGAGAACCUGGAGUUCCACAUUAAGGUUUCUUACUUCGAAAUCUACCUGGACAAAAUCCGCGAUCUGCUAGAUGUGACGAAGACCAAUCUCUCUGUUCAUGAGGAUAAGAACCGUGUGCCCUUUGUGAAGGGUUGCACUGAACGGUUUGUCUCCAGCCCUGAAGAAAUCCUGGAUGUGAUUGAUGAAGGAAAAUCCAACCGCCAUGUGGCUGUCACCAACAUGAAUGAGCACAGUUCUCGGAGUCACAGCAUCUUCCUUAUCAACAUUAAACAGGAGAACAUGGAGACUGAACAAAAACUGAGUGGGAAGCUUUACCUGGUGGAUUUGGCUGGCAGCGAAAAGGUCAGCAAGACUGGAGCUGAGGGAGCUGUGUUGGAUGAGGCCAAGAAUAUCAAUAAAUCUCUGUCGGCACUUGGGAAUGUUAUCUCAGCUCUGGCUGAGGGCACAAAAAGCUAUGUGCCCUACCGAGAUAGCAAGAUGACCCGCAUCCUACAAGACUCCCUUGGUGGGAACUGCCGCACCACAAUGUUUAUCUGCUGCUCUCCUUCCAGCUAUAAUGAUGCUGAGACCAAAUCUACUCUCAUGUUUGGACAGCGAGCCAAGACAAUCAAGAAUACAGCAUCGGUGAAUCUGGAAUUGACAGCAGAACAAUGGAAGAAGAAAUUUGAGAAGGAGAAGGAGAAGAACAAGACCCUCAAGGAGACAAUUGUCAAGUUGGAGGCUGAGCUAGGACGUUGGCGCAAUGGUGAGAAUGUCCCAGAAACAGAGCAGUUGAGUGAUGAGGAAAAAGUGGAACCUGACACUUGUGAUGAGACACCCAUUAAUGAUAACAACUCCUCCAUUGUCAUCAGGAUCUCAGAUGAAGAGCGGCAUAAGUAUGAGGAGGAGAUCCGCAAACUCUACAAGCAGCUUGAUGACAAGGAUGAUGAAAUUAAUCAGCAGAGCCAACUGAUGGAGAAACUAAAAGAGCAGAUGCUGGACCAGGAGGAGCUUCUAAUGUCCACUCGUGGGGACAAUGAAAAAGUGCAGCAGGAACUAAGCCACCUGCAGUCUGAGAAUGAUUCUGCUAAGGAAGAGGUAAAGGAAGUACUGCAAGCUCUGGAGGAACUGGCUGUCAACUAUGAUCAGAAAUCCCAGGAGGUAGAAGAGAAGAGUCAGCAGAAUCAGCUAUUGGUGGAUGAGUUGUCUCAGAAAGUGGCCACCAUGCUGUCUUUGGAAUCAGAGUUGCAACGCCUACAGGAAUUCAGUGGGCACCAGCGCAAACGUAUUGCUGAGGUCCUCAACGGACUUAUGAAGGAUCUGAGUGAAUUCAGUGUCAUUGUGGGCAACGGUGAGAUCAAACUGCCAAUAGAGAUUAGUGGUGCCAUUGAGGAAGAAUUUACUGUUGCCCGGCUCUACAUCAGCAAGAUCAAAUCAGAAGUGAAGUCCGUUGUGAAGCGUUGCCGUCAGCUGGAAGGUCUUCAAGUUGAGUGCCACCGCAAGAUGGAGGUGACAGGACGGGAAUUGUCUUCCUGCCAGCUUCUCAUUUCUCAGCAUGAAGCCAAGAUCCGUUCACUUACUGAGUACAUGCAGAGUGUGGAGCUGAAGAAACGGAACUUGGAAGAAUCCUAUGAUGCUUUGAGUGAAGAGUUGACUAAACUGCAGUCCCAAGGUAAUGUAUUUCUCUACGAGCGCCACGAGCAGUCCAAGCAAGACCUCAAGGGGCUGGAGGAAACCGUUGCCCGUGAACUCCAGACCCUCCACAACCUUCGCAAGCUGUUCGUUCAAGACGUCACGACUCGAGUUAAGAAAAGUGCGGAGUUGGAACCCGAGGACAGUGGGGGGGCUCAUUCCCAGAAACAGAAGAUUUCCUUUCUUGAGAACAACCUGGAACAGCUUACAAAAGUUCACAAACAGCUGGAUCGCUGGGUCUCCAAGCUGGUUCGUGACAAUGCAGAUCUGCGUUGUGAGCUUCCUAAACUGGAGAAACGUCUUCGGGCUACGGCUGAGAGAGUUAAGGCCCUGGAGGGUGCACUGAAGGAAGCCAAGGAAGGGGCAAUGAAAGACAAGCGCCGCUACCAACAGGAGGUAGACCGCAUCAAGGAAGCAGUGCGCUUCAAAAACAGCAUUAAGCGCAACCACUCUGCACAGAUUGCAAAACCAGUGCGACCAGGGCACUAUCCAGCUUCAUCCCCAACCAAUCCUUACGGUGUUCGCAGUUCUGAUUGCAUCAGCUACACCAAUAGCCUCUUCCAGAAUUAUCAAAAUGCUUACCUAAAUUCUGGCGGCACUGUGCCUGACAGCUACUUUACAAAUGCACCUUCCAGUAGUGGAAGCAGCUCCUCUACUGCCCCUCUGACGUCCUAUCAGAAGCUCAAUAUGGAUAAUGGAAAUGCCACAGACAUCAAUGAUAACAGAAGUGACCUGCCUUGUGGUGUUGCAGCUGAUGAGCAAGCCAAGCUCUUUCCCUUUCAUCAGGAGACUGCAGCCAGCUAA
Notechis scutatus (mainland tiger snake) is the source of this 2847-nucleotide messenger RNA. The record is from RefSeq and is a predicted model, not a curated record. NCBI's taxonomy places the organism in Eukaryota, Metazoa, Chordata, Lepidosauria, Squamata, Elapidae.